This is a messenger RNA of Podarcis raffonei (Aeolian wall lizard), 2897 nucleotides long. It is a transcript of the gene DMRTA2, whose product is annotated as DMRT like family A2. The transcript is spliced from 3 exons. Gene Ontology annotation, molecular function: DNA-binding transcription factor activity, RNA polymerase II-specific; RNA polymerase II cis-regulatory region sequence-specific DNA binding; protein binding. Gene Ontology annotation, cellular component: nucleus. The record is from RefSeq and is a predicted model, not a curated record. Gene Ontology annotation, biological process: sex differentiation; regulation of transcription by RNA polymerase II; germ cell development. Lineage: Eukaryota; Metazoa; Chordata; Lepidosauria; Squamata; Lacertidae. The coding region runs from base 116 to 1720 and encodes 534 amino acids.
CUCGCUGUUGCCAUUGUCCUGGCGGAGUCUCAAUCGCAACUUUCCGCAGGAGAAGAAACCCGCAAGAACUAGGGGAACAGGGUCCGGCUGCGCUUGGCAGAGAGGCCGAGGAGAGAUGGAUUGGUUGUCAUUUCGGUGGCUCAGGAUGGAGCUGAGGUCUGAGAUGCCCAGCGUGCCCUCGGCGCCCGCUCCGGUGCCGCCCAGCUCGGUGGCGGCGGCCGCGGCCGCAGCGGCGGCCAGCCUACCGGUGAGCGUGGCCGGGAGCCUCCUGCGGGCGCCGCCGCUGCUCCUGCGCGCGGCCGAGAAGUACCCCCGCACGCCCAAGUGCGCCCGCUGCCGCAACCACGGCGUGGUCUCGGCGCUCAAGGGCCACAAGCGCUACUGCCGCUGGAAGGACUGCCUGUGCGCCAAGUGCACGCUCAUCGCCGAGCGCCAGCGCGUCAUGGCCGCCCAGGUGGCGCUGCGCCGGCAGCAGGCGCAGGAGGAGAACGAGGCCCGCGAGCUGCAGCUGCUCUACGGCACCGCCGAGGGGCUGGCCCUGGCCGCCGCCAACGGCAUCAUCCCGCCGCGGCCCGCCUACGAGGUCUUCGGCUCGGUGUGCAGCGCAGACGGAGGCACGGGGGGCUCAGAGGUCAAGCUGCAGAAGUUCGACCUGUUCCCCAAGACGCUGCUGACCACCCGGGCCGCCACCCCGCAGCAGGCCAAGCCCCUGUCUCCGGACGGCACGGACGGCGCACCGGGCACCUCGUCCCCGGAGGCGGCCCGCCACGGCUGCGGCUCGGGCUCGGAGAACGGCGACGGCGAGUCCUCGCUCAGCUCGCCCGUCUCGAAGGGCGCCAAGGACGGCUGCGCGGCCGAGGAGGAGAGCCCCGGCUCCAUCAGCCCGCUGGGCUCCGACUCGGGCUGCUCUGAGGCGGAGCGCGAAGAAGCGGGCGCCCCUUCGCCCGGGCUUGCGGCGGCCGUAGCGGCGGCCGGAGGCAGCCGGCAGCAGCGGACGCCCUUGGACAUCCUGACGCGCGUCUUUCCCGCCCACAAGCGCAGCGUGCUGGAGCUGGUCCUGGCCGGCUGCGGCGGAGACGUGGUGCAGGCCAUCGAGCAGAUCCUCAACAACCACCACCAUCACCACCGCGGGGCCGGCAGCCCCGGCCAAGGCCUCGCCGUCGCGGCGGCCGCCGCCGCCUCAGGACUGAGCUCGGCGGGGCCCGAAAAGGCUAGCGACGAGAGCUGGGCUCGGGCUGCCGGGGACACGACGACAGGGCCUCUGGGCGGCUUGCAGCCUUCGCCCGCCGGCGCCGCCGCUCACCACCGCCCCCUGCUGGCCGGCGCCAUGACGCCCGCCAUCGGCGCGCUGGGCAGCCGCUCGGCCUUCUCGCCCCUGCAGCCCAACGCCACCCACUUCGGCGCGGCGGCGGCGGCCGAGGCCAGCGCCUACCCUCUGGGCACGCACCUGGGGCUGAGCCCGCUGCGCCUGGCCUACUCGGCGGCGGCGGCGCACAGCCGGGGCCUGGCCUUCAUGACGCCUUACUCCACAGCCGGGCUCAUGCCCACGCUGGGCUUCCGGCCGCCCAUGGAGUACGCCUUCAGCGACCUCAUGAGGGACAGAUCCGCCGCCGCAGCCGCCGCAGCCGCUGCUGCCGCCGCCGCCAGUGCGCACAAGGAGCAGGCCUACCCCAACGGGCUCUACGGGCCCUUAGUCAACAGCGCCCCAGAGAAGCAGUAGGCCAGGACAAGGCCGCGCACCCCACACGAACCCCGGGCCUGCUUCUUAUACACGUGUAUAUAGACAUGCUUCGAAGAAAGAUAGACUGUGCCGACACCAACGGAAGGGAGGAGGAGAUCCAUGCCUUCAGCCCACGGGCUGAGUGACAUAGGCCUGACCAAGAGUUUUAUAUCCCGCAGGGAUCGCAGCAGUUCUUAAAAUAUAAUUUACACUCGGAUGUUAAACGCAUUGCUCAGAAAGUAGUUCUCUGGGAAGUAAAUCAGCGGAGUUACUUACAGGUUUAAGCUUGGAGGCGAGGCUGCCAUAGGAAUCCUGGCAUGUCCCGUUUCGUCUUCGUAGAAGCCAGUAUAAAGAAGGAAGUUUGGGGUGGGAGGUUUAGAAAGCGAUUUAGAGCAGGUGGGGUUGUUUCAAAAGAUUGGCGGCUGCAAACGCCAGUAAAAUGCAUUCGGACACCAGUUGCUCGGAAUUAUUUCCAUUGCCUUUUUCCCCAAGCCCUGAGUUCCGAGUGGUUUCUGGGUUGUCAGGAUUUCGUUUAACCCUGUUCGUUGCAACGAAAACUGGUCAAAUAUGUGGGAGAUACUUCUAGGUGUUCUGAAGUUUUUUGUCCCCCCCCGGCGUAUUUCCAUUGUUAUAAAGUUGUCAGCCAUUUUUAUCUUUUUGCUUAUGCUCAUAAAUAAGCAUGGAUAUUCCUCUUGGUGCGUUGUGAGAUUGAUAUAUAUAUGUAUAUACAUACCGAGAUAUAUACACAUAUAUACCAGCAAGUGUAUAGUAUAAUGUUAUCAAAUGGAAAUCUUAAGUUAUUAAUGUAAUUUGUAGGUGAUUUUAGUAUUAACGGUAAAUUAAAAAGUUAGUUUUCAGUUUAAAACACACCAAGCAUAGAGAUUAAAUAUAUUGUAAAUAAUUUUAACGCUUCUUUUUAUUCACUCACUGAGAGGGGAAAGAUACGAUUUGUAAAUAAAUAAAGUUGAAAAGUAGAUAUAUUUGCAAUUGUUAUUGGACUCAAUCCAAAGCCUGUGCUUGACACCGUUUUAAUGCGUGACCCGCAAGAAAAAAGAUAUUGGUUCCAGUGUAGCAAACUUCUUGCUGUUUCAAAAAGUUUUUGUCUUUUUCGCUGUUUUCAUUUCAUAUAAAUCCUAGAAAUAAAUGUUAUUUUGUAUUAAAAGUAGCCUUCUCAAUA